AAGUACGAACAUGUUUUGGUGUAACACACAACAACCGUGUGGGGCUCCGAGUUCUCCUUAUGCGACAUGUGUAUGUCAAAACGUUAUCCAGAUGCCCGUUUAAACCAACCGUGUACUUCCUCGAAACCCUUCUAGCCGCGUCCAAAACAUGAGUGGGUCUAAGCCGGACAUCCUGUGGUCUCCUCACCACCCGGACCGCUACGUCAUCUGCGAUUCGGAGCUGGGACUGUACAGCAUCGGCCCGGUGGGCAGCGCGGAGGCCAAGCCGGGCACCCUGUCGCUGUCCGAGGAGACCGCCGCCACUUUGCUGGCCAUCAACUCCGACACGCCGUACAUGAAAUGCGUGGCCUGGUACCCGAAGCACGAGCCCGAGUGUUUGCUGGCCGUGGGCCAGGCCAACGGCAGGGUGGUGCUCACCAGCCUGGGCCAGAGCCACAACUCCGCCUGCAAAGAGCUGGUGGGGAAAGAGUUCGUCCCCAAACACGCUCGCCAGUGCAACACGUUGGCCUGGAACCCGGUGGACAGCAACCUGCUGGCCGCCGGUCUGGACAAGCACCGGGCGGAUUUCUCUGUCCUCAUAUGGGACAUCAGCAGUAAGUUUGCCCCGGAGAGCGGCGUGGCCGCGGAGAAAAUCCGCAUGUCGUCCGUGGACCUGGACUCCGGCAGCAUAGUGACCAAGCCGCUGUACGAGCUGGGCCAGAACGACGCCUGCCUGUCCCUGUGCUGGCUGCUGCGGGACCCCAAGCUGCUGCUGGCGGGGAUGCACCGCAACCUGGCCAUUUUCGACCUGAGGAACACCAGCCAGAAGACCUUCGUCAACACCAAGGCCAUCCAGGGCGUGGCGGUGGACCCGCACUUCCACGACCGCGUGGCCUCUUUCUUCGAGGGCCAGGUGGCCAUCUGGGACCUGAGGAAGUUCGAGAAGCCGGUGCUCACGCUCACAGAGCAGCCCAAGCCGCUCACCAAGGUGGCGUGGUGCCCGACCCGCACCGGGCUGCUGGCCACGCUGACCCGCGACAGCAACAUCAUCCGCCUGUACGACAUGCAGCACGCCCCCACGCCCAUCGGGGACGAGACGGAGCCCACCAUCAUCGAGCGGAGCGUGCAGCCCUGCGAGAGCCAGAUCGGCAGCUUCGCCUGGCACCCCUCCUCCCAGAACCGCAUGGUGGUGGUGUCGGCCGCCAACCGCGUCAUGACCGACUUCACCGUGUUCGAGCGCAUCUCGCUGGCCUGGAGCUCCACCACCUCGCUCAUGUGGGCCUGCGGGAGGCACCUGUACGAGUGCGCCGAGGACUCGGCCGCGGGGGCGGAGGGCGCCGCCGAGAAAGACGUGGCCACCAAGAUGCGGCAGAGGGCCCAGUCCAGGUACGGCCACGACACCGUCCAGGUCUGGAGGAACCACCUGCUGGCGGGGGGGAGCGACCCCGAGCUCAAGUCUCUCUGGUGUGACCUGUUCUAUAUGAAGCAGUGUUCAGAGGACAUGGAGCUCAAACUGCAGGGAAACAAACAUUCUCUGGUUUAUUCUGGCAUCAAGAACAUCAUCAAGACCAGCUCAGGGACCACGGAGAGCCGGCGGUGCUGGGCGGGCUCUGACCGGCAGACGGACGUCCCGCGCUUCCACAGCGAGGAGCGCUGCCUGGCCCUGCGGCUGUGCGGCUGGAUCAGCCGGGGCUCCGACAUCGACGUGGACACCUUCCUGCGCUCGCUGGAGCAGGAGCGCGAGUGGGAGCGGGCGGCCGCCAUCGCCCUCUUCAACCUGGACAUCCGCCGCGCCAUCCAGAUCCUCAACAAGGGCGCCACCACGGAGAAGGGUGACCUGAACCUGAACGUGGUUGCCAUGGCGCUGUCGGGCUACACGGACGAGAAGUCCUCCCUGUGGAGGGAGAUGUGCAGCUCCCUGAGGCUCCAGCUGAAGAACCCCUACCUCUGCAUCAUGUUUGCCUUUCUCACCAGUGAGCCCGGAGCCUACGACGGCGUGCUGUAUGAGGCCAGCGUUGCCGUGCGGGACCGGGUGGCCUUCGCCUGCAUGUUUCUCAGCGACGCGCAGCUCCCGCGAUACAUCGACAAACUGACCAACGAGAUGAAGGAGGCCGGCAACCUGGAGGGCAUCCUGCUCACAGGGCUGACCAAAGACGGCGUCGACCUCAUGGAGAGCUACGUGGACAGAACCGGGGACGUUCAGACGGCCAGUUUCUGCAUGCUGAAGGGUUCUCCAAGUGAAGUGUUGAAAGACCCGCGAGUCCAGUGCUGGAUAGAAAACUACCGCAAUUUGCUGGACGCGUGGAGAUUCUGGCACAAGCGGGCCGAGUUCGAUAUCCUCAGAGGCAAGCUGGACCCCAGCUCCAAACCACUGGCACAGGUGUUUGUGAGCUGCAACUUCUGCGGGAAGUCCAUCUCCUACAGCUGCUCGGCGAUGCCCCACCAGGGCCGCGGCUUCAGCCAGUACGGGGUCAGCGGCUCCCCCACCAAGUCCAAAGUCACCAGCUGCCCCGGCUGCAGGAAACCGCUGCCCCGCUGUGCCCUCUGCCUUAUGAACAUGGGCACGCCUGUUUCCAACUGCCCAGGAAGCGGGAAAUCGGAUGAGAAAGUGGACCUGACAAGGGAGAACAAACUAGCCAAGUUCAACAACUGGUUCACCUGGUGUCACAACUGUCGCCACGGCGGCCACGCCGGUCACAUGCUCAGCUGGUUCAGAGACCACACAGAGUGCCCAGUGUCGGCCUGUACGUGUAAAUGCAUGCAGCUGGACACCACAGGAAACCUGGUGCCUUCAGACAGCAGCUAAACAGGAGGCGCUUGUUGGAAACCGAAGGCAAACGCCAUCCCGAAGCCGAGCGGUGCGCGUCGACUUCUGCGCUCGCCACACGCCGACCACCGGGCGCCCGGGCCAGCCGGGCCCAUCUUUGAAGUUGCUGCUUGAACGGAAAAAAAAAACAAAACAAUAUUUUCAGAUAAUAACCUAGCGAAUGUCAUCUAAUAACAGAGCUCUAUUUGAAGAAGGGAAGCAGCGUGGGUUACUUGAUGUGACUAAUUGAACUAAUUGCUAAAAGGGAGCUAACGCUAACUCAGUGCUCUGUGAAUGAAGAUUACACUCAGGAGAAACAUACAAGAGGCUCAUCUGUAAUCGGCCUCUUCCAAUCUAACCUGAAUCAGGAUUCUUUGUUUAACAGUGAUCUGUUUGAUUAAAAAAAAUAAUAAUCUAAUGUCCUCUCAAACAUCACGUCAUAGCGUGACCGCAGGUGCCAUUAUGUCCGAAGUCUAUUUUUCUCUUGUGAUUUAAUGGCUGUUUCAUGUGUUUUUGCUUUUCUAAUGGGAAGAUCUCUACAUACCUCAUAAGAGCAUUUUUCAGGGUGGCAGCACCAGCCUCUUCACGCCCCCCCUCUGCCGCUCUUCAUCGGGCAUCGGGCAUUCAGCCUGAGGGACAGGGGUUUCGGG
Molecule: messenger RNA, 3435 nt
Organism: Menidia menidia (Atlantic silverside)
Lineage: Eukaryota; Metazoa; Chordata; Actinopteri; Atheriniformes; Atherinopsidae
Source: the annotation of a GenBank genome assembly